Messenger RNA from Leptosia nina, 201 nucleotides. The record is from the annotation of a GenBank genome assembly. Lineage: Eukaryota; Metazoa; Arthropoda; Insecta; Lepidoptera; Pieridae.
AUGGCAACACCCGCGGCGCGUGCGUACGAGUCUAAGACCGCACGAGCUUUCGACGUCAUUAUGCGUGGAAGGAAGAAUAAUAUUAUGCAACAGAUCACUAGGAGCUACGGGGCGCGUGCGGCGGUCGCUUCCAGCGCAACUGAACAUGAGGAGACGCGAACAAUCGCUAUCGCAACGGAAUUACCGAGAAAGUCUCUUUGA